Molecule: messenger RNA, 2824 nt
Organism: Anopheles moucheti
Lineage: Eukaryota; Metazoa; Arthropoda; Insecta; Diptera; Culicidae
Product: sialin
Exons: 6
Coding region: 213-1703 (496 amino acids)
Biological process (GO): transmembrane transport; monoatomic anion transport
Cellular component (GO): plasma membrane
Molecular function (GO): transmembrane transporter activity
Source: RefSeq, a predicted model, not a curated record
AGCACGAGUUCGAGCCAGAAAUAUGCUCGCCGCGGCGCGUCUAUUGUGUGGUGUGCGUUUUCUGUUCCAUCUUUGCACUCAAACCGAACGGUUGUUCAUCAUUCUGUGCUUUCCGUCGUCUCGUAACCCGUUUCAUCCAACAGUUGUAUUGUGGUGUCUUAGUCCUGUGAGCCUUUUGUGUAACACCCCUCCCUCAAUCCACCCGGUGAAAGAUGUCGUCCGGCAUAGCAGGAUGGAUAACAUGCCGGCAAGUGCUGAACAUCAUGGUGAUCUUCGGUUUUAUGUUGAACUAUGCGCUGCGUGUGAACUUCACGAUCGCCAUCGUGGCCAUGACGAAAACGAUCGUGAACGUUGCUACAGGGGGAGAUAACAGUACCGGCUUGAACGUGACCGAUACGACAUUGACAGAUUUAUCCACCACAACCGAAGCGUCCGUUAUCGAUGAGGCGGAUAAGUUUGAAUGGGACGCCCGCCAGCAGAACCUGAUGCUGGGUAGCUUCUUCUGGGGCUACGUGCUGACGGAACUGCCGGGUGGUCGGUUGGCUGAAAUUAUUGGUGGCCGUCGCGUCUUCGGUUACAGUAUGCUGUGGGCCAGUUUGCUUACCCUGCUGACGCCCCUCGCUUCCAACACGCACUACAUAGCGGUGGUAAUACUGCGUGCGGUGCUCGGUUUCUUCCUCGGUGCUUCGUGGCCAGCCAUUCAUCCACUAACGGCCGUUUGGAUUCCACCCAUGGACCGGUCAAAGUUCAUCGCCAACAUGAUGGCUUCCUCGCUGGGCGCUGCCAUUACGAUGCCCAUCUGUGGCUUCCUGAUCUCGUCGAUCGGAUGGCAGAGCGUGUUCUACUUCACCGGUGGACUCGGUUUGCUGUGGUCGAUCGUUUGGUUCCUGGUGGUGUUUGAAACGCCUGCCCUGCAUCCGCGCAUCACGCCCGAGGAACGGAAUGAGAUCGAGUCGGCCAUCAAUGCGGCUGGCAAAAAGAAGAAACCAUCGUACGUGCCGUGGAAGUCGAUUAUUACCUCCCCACCGGUUUGGGCCAUCAUACUUACCCACGGUGCAUCCGUGUUUGGGUUCUUCACUGUGGUUAACCAGCUGCCAACUUACAUGAAGUAUAUUUUGCAUUUCAACAUUAAGGAGAACGGAUUGCUCUCGUCCUUGCCUUAUUUUGGAAAAUACGCCAUGGCUGUGAUUUCAUCGCAUUUAGCUGAUUACUUGAGAAAAUCGGGCAAAUUGUCCACCACCGCAACUAGAAAGAUUUUCACCGCCUUCGCUGUGAUGACUCCCGGGUUCUUGAUGAUCAUUCAAGUGUACAUGGGCGAAAACCGGUCGUGGGCAGUUGGUAUCUUCACACUGUCCCUCUUCCUGAACGGAGCCGUCACGGCAGGAUACCUUGGCAAUGGGCUGGACAUUGCUCCCAACUUUUCCGGUACCAUUUUCGGCAUGGCCAACACUCUGUCCUCGUUCGGUGGCUUCGUUUCGGCGUACAUGGUUGGUGUGCUCACCAACGAUAAUCAAACUUAUGGUCAAUGGCAGAUCGUGUUCUGGAUUCUGGCCGUGGUGUACAUUACGGGUUCCUCUGCGUACGUGAUAAUGGGUACGGGUGAGCUGCAGGCCUGGAACAAUCCUCCGGAAAAGGAUGACGGUACUGGCGAAACCGAGGAAGGUGUGCCACUUAACCAGCGCAACCAGGCCGCGGUCAAGUAACGCGUACAAACGCAUAGCGUUUUGACACUUCCACAAUACAAACGUGUGGUAUCUUUGGGCGACUGAAGCUAAAACGCAGAUGCCCAAUUAGCGCCACAAGUUGUGUGCUGUAAAGCCGCAACUAAGCAAAGAAGGCAACCGACAAAAGAAUUUCAAACAAAACUGGUGGUGCGUGCGUGUGUUCCGUAGCAAAGAUAUUGAAGACAUAGGGAUUACAGAUUUGUCGUAGCAUUUAAUAACUUAUUGUUUUAAAACACAUCUGUAGGCAGUGAGCCCUUUGAGAGCGCAAAUGCUGUAUUUAGUAUUUUGUAGCCGAAGGUAUAUCGUUACAGUAGAACGGUUUAGCCGAGCCACAUACAAGGGCGUUUUUCUUUUCUGGCAGUAGAAGAAAACAGGAACAUGUACACAGGGACUUGUCCGAAGGAAUGGUAGCAAGCGGAACGAUGUUGUAUCUGGUUGAUUCAGGGGUAUGACUUAAUUUUUAAUGUACAAAACAGCGUAGGCGGAAGAUCGCGUAUCUCUGGCGAGAAAAACGCACGCGCGAGUGUGUAGCGGGAUUUUCAUGAAGCGGACGAACAGCAGGACUCCGUGAGAGGAAUGAACAUUUUUCAUGUUUUAAUGAAAAUGUCGCAAUUGGAACGAACUGAACAUGACCGGGAAAGCAGCAUUGGUUCGGAAGCGCUAUGGAAGAGCAAGCAACCGGUACCAGAAUGCUUCUCAUACUAAUGUUCCCUCAGGACGAACUGUACGUACGUUUCGCGCUUCGUAAACUCGGUCGCAUACGUGUGCUGUCUCGCAGGCGAUGUUAACAGAGUAGAUUUCUAUGAACGUGCCUUUUACAACACUUUGAUAAUCGUGUGUAAGGUGGAAUGAGAAUCUUGUUAAAGCUAGCAGGUUAUAAUAUUCGUGUUUAGGUCAGCAUUGGUCAAACAUGACCCGCCACAUUAACUUUGUACCCGCAGACAGACAUCGAUCGAAGGAAUCAGUCUACUUAAACUUUACAGAGACGGUACUUGAUAUUUUAUUUACAAUGUUUUUUUGUGUACCAAUAUACAUACACACUAGCGCGUGUACUGAACUCAUUUUAAAAAGAAUGAACAAUAAAGUAAAUGUUAACGUGG